This is a messenger RNA of Marmota monax (woodchuck), 1155 nucleotides long. Its product is annotated as melanoma-associated antigen B18-like. Gene Ontology annotation, cellular component: nucleus. NCBI's taxonomy places the organism in Eukaryota, Metazoa, Chordata, Mammalia, Rodentia, Sciuridae. The transcript has a single exon. Gene Ontology annotation, biological process: negative regulation of transcription by RNA polymerase II. The coding region runs from base 1 to 1155 and encodes 384 amino acids. The record is from RefSeq and is a predicted model, not a curated record.
AUGGCUUCAAAUGAUCUCAAUACCUUGAUGGCCCCAAGAGUUUCUAAUGGCCCAAGGAUCUAUGAGGAUCCCAAUACAUCGACAUCUAUGAACAGGUAUGAGGCCCCAAGAAACUUAAAGGCUUCCAACAUCAUGGAGACCUCCAGUACUUUAAAGGACCCCAGAAUCUCUGAGGCUCAAAGCACCUCUAAGGCCCCCAGCACUUCUGAGGUCCCAAGUACCUUGAAGGCUCUGAGCACCUUGAGUGUUCCAAGCACCACAGAGACGGUGAGUGCCUCAAAGACCCUAGACAUCUCAGAGGUCCCGGCUGCCACAAAGGCCCUUACCACCUUGAAACCUCCAAGCAUGCAUGAGACCUCCACCACUUUAAAGACCCUAAGCACCUCAGAGGCCUCUAGCAUGUUAAAGGCCUGGAGUACCUUGAAGGAUCCAAGCACCUUCAGAUCCCCCAGCACCUUAAAUUCUCUGAUUGCAUCUGAGUCUCCCAGUACUCCAGAGGCCCCUGGAAUCUCAAAGGAACCCAGCUCUUCAGAGAUCCUUAGCUACUCAGAGGCCUCAAACAUCUCUCAGAAACAAAGAAUCUCAAAGGCUUGGGGUAUGUUGAAGACCCAGAAAAACUCAAGAUCCCCAAGCACUAUCAAACGUGAGAAAAGUUUCAAAAAAGGUCUCCUAACUGUGAUGUUAGGCAUCAUUUUCAUGGUGGGCACCUGUGCUACAGAAAGCCUCAUUUGGGAGGUUCUGCAAAAGUUAGGGGUGCAGCUGAAAAAGAAGUACAGAAUAUUUGGGAACUUAAAGAAGGUAAUCACCCAAGAGUUUGUACAGCGUGGGUACCUGGAAUAUAAGCCAGUGAACAAUGGUAGUCCACUGGAAUAUGCAUUCUUCUGGGGACCUAAAGCCAACCGGGAAAACAGCAAAAUGGAAAUUUUACAAUUUGUAGCCAAAGUUUAUAACAGAGACCCCAGGGAUUGGCCAUCACAAUAUAGCGAAGCUGUGAAACAGGAGGAGGCCAGAGCCAGGAUGAAAACCAAAGCACUGACUGAUGUCCGAGUCCAAGCCCAUGCCAGAGUUCAAAUACCUGCAGGUGUUUGUGCAAGUUCCAAUACCAAUUUUGCUGGCACUUCCAGUGCUAAUACCAGCAACAAGUCCUGCAGCUAG